AUGAAGAUAAAAACAAUAAGUCGAUCGUCAGAUACUUAUGUACCUGUACGAAAUACUCAAGAAAGUUCACUUCCUAGAAAUUUAAAUCCUGCAUUACAUCCAUUUGAAAGAGCAAGAGAAUAUACAAGAGCUUUACAAGCAACAAAAUUAGAAAGAAUGUUUGCUCAACCAUUUAUAGGUCAAUUAGGUGAUGGUCAUAGAGAUGGCGUUUAUGUAAUUGCAAAAAAUUAUAAUGCAACAAAUCAAAUUGCAAGUGGUUCAGGUGAUGGUAUAAUAAAAUAUUGGAAUUUAACAACAAGAUUAGAAACUGCAAGUUUUAAAGGUCAUAAUGGAAUGGUUACUGGUUUAACUGUUACUCCGCAAAAUCAAAUGUUAAGUUGUGGAGAUGAUAAACUGAUAAAGUUAUGGUCUGUUGAUAGUGAAGAAUUUGAUCAAACUAUAACUGAUGAUGAAAUUUAUACAAAUAAAAAUCAAGGAUUAAUAAGAAUUUUUAAUGGUGAACAUUCUUUUAAAGGUAUAGAUCAUCAUAGGGAUGAUUCAAUAUUUGUAACAGGAGGUGCACAAAUUCAAUUAUGGGAUAUAAAUAGAUCAAAAUAUAUAAGUAAUUUAAAUUGGGGAGUUGAUAAUAUAAAUACUGUUAAAUUUAAUAAAACAGAAACAAAUAUAAUAGCAAGUACUGGAUCAGAUAAUCUGAUAGUUUUAUAUGAUAUAAGAACAAAUACUCCUAUUCAAAAAUGUAUAACAUCAUUAAGAAAUAAUUGUAUAUCUUGGAAUCCAAUGGAAGCAUUCAAUUUUGUAACAGGUAAUGAAGAUCAUAAUGGUUAUUUAUGGGAUAUGAGAAAUUUAAAAAAAUCAUUAAAUAUUUAUAAAGAUCAUGUUGCAGCAAUAAUGGAUAUUGAUUUUUCACCUACUGGACAAGAAAUAGUAACAGGAUCAUAUGAUAAAACUAUAAGAAUUUAUCCCGUACUAGCAGGACAUUCAAGAGAUAUUUAUCAUACAAAAAGAAUGCAAAAAAUAUUUGCAGUUAAAUUUUCAAUGGAUUCAAAAUAUAUAUUAUCAGGAUCAGAUGAUACAAAUAUUAGAAUUUGGAGAUCAAAUGCAAGUGAUAGAUCAUCAAUAAAAUCAAUGAAACAAAGAAAUAAAUUAGAAUAUGAUAAUAAAUUAAAAGAAAAAUUCCAAUAUAUGCCCGAAAUUAAAAGAAUUAAUAAACAUAGACAUGUUCCUAAAAUUAUAAAGAAAGCUCAAGAAAUUAAAAGAAUUGAAAUUAAUAGUUUAAAAAGAAAAGAAAAUAAUGAAAAAUUAAAUCAUGGUGAUUAUAAAAGAAAUGAAAAAGGUCCUACAGAAAGGGAAAAACAUGUUAGAGGUACUGCUAUUGAAGAUCGUAAAUAG
Molecule: messenger RNA, 1389 nt
Organism: Lodderomyces pseudojiufengensis
Lineage: Eukaryota; Fungi; Ascomycota; Pichiomycetes; Serinales; Debaryomycetaceae
Gene: SOF1
Product: rRNA-processing protein
Exons: 1
Coding region: 1-1389 (462 amino acids)
Biological process (GO): maturation of SSU-rRNA from tricistronic rRNA transcript (SSU-rRNA, 5.8S rRNA, LSU-rRNA)
Cellular component (GO): small-subunit processome; nucleolus
Molecular function (GO): protein binding
Source: RefSeq, a predicted model, not a curated record